AUGCCGGGACGUAGUCUCCCAUCUAGGCUUCCUCGGUAUUACGAUAGGUUUCGGUCUCCAGACGCCCAUCAUUUCGCCAUAGACAGUCAGGAUCCCAAGGACCUUUUCCUAGGGAUCGCGACGUUGUACUUUGGUUUUACCAUAAGGAACGCCGUCUGGAUCGUCGUCUCGGCUGCGCUUUUCCAUACCCGAUCAAUCGAGGAGGCAUCGCUCUCUAGUCCGUCGACGAAGGCUACGCUCUUAGAGGUCGUCGGGAUCUCUGAGAAACGCAAAAUGAUUGGGAAUAAUCGGCUACGGGCCGUACUUCUGGGAUAUGACGAGGCCGUCACCCAGACGCUGUAUCUACCGCUAGGUCUUUGCGCUGCCACCAUUGUGGAAUCUGUUUUUAGCGAGUGGCAGUCUGUCAAGAAGAAGCACGCAUAG
Truncatella angustata is the source of this 423-nucleotide messenger RNA. RefSeq lists its product as uncharacterized. The record is from RefSeq and is a predicted model, not a curated record. The coding region runs from base 1 to 423 and encodes 140 amino acids. Lineage: Eukaryota; Fungi; Ascomycota; Sordariomycetes; Amphisphaeriales; Sporocadaceae. The transcript has 2 exons.